AGGAGCGGGACUAGACGAAAAGGAGGAAAAUCAUGUUCUCAAUGAUCAACGGCCUGAGCAUUGGCGGUGGUCAGCAGGUAGCACAGGUGACGCCAACAGGUGCUGCAAUUAAGUUGCACUUUGCCUACAACAACAGCAACAUCAACGGCAGCAGCAGCACCACCAACAACAAAAACAUCUACAGUGGCCUUAAAACAGUGGAGCAAAAUAUGAACAACAACAACAACAACAAAAAGACGGGCGAAGUGCUGAAAAUGAUUAAGAUCCGGGAAAAAAGUGAAGCGAUUGUGCCAACAGGUGGUAUACAAGAACUAGGGAGCUUUUCGGGACUUUCCGCUGCAGCAGGAUCUUAUGCAGGGUCGGAUACAUCUCUGGCAGCUGGGCUCAUCCAAGGCACAGGGGGUUCUAUAGGCUACGCCAUAGGACUUUCACCCGCAUCUGGAAGUUCAGUGGCAUCAGGCGAACCACGGAUAACUGUCAUCAGCCGAGGGCCGUGCCGUGCUAAGGACUCUGCAAGUCCCACAGAACUUUCUCCCGGGUUGAUAGCAGGAGCUGCCGGAGAGGGUACAUCUGGCAUUGCCCAAGGAUCUGGCACUUUUAUGAACUGCCAAGUAGUUGCUCCUGGAACUAGUAUUUCUCAAUUGUUCAAGAAUUCAGCUUCUGUGUCUCCCUUGCUUGGAGUUCCCAUUGGUUCUGGGGCUUUAAGAGCAGUUUACAAAGUAGCUGAUCCAGCCAUGAGUGUCCGCAAACGACCAGCAAAUUCAAUCUGUUCUGCAGGAGCUCCCAGUGGUGUUGCUGCUGUAAGAAAGGUUUCCCAAAUAGGAGCCAGCGGACUCCGCUGGUUGCCCAUGCCCAGGCCCAAGGAAAACCAAUCAAAUGCUGGAGGAACGGAAAUUAAAGCUUUAGACAGAGGAGCAGAAGCACCUGGAUCACCCGGUGAAGCCGCCAAAAGUGCCUUAGUCAACCCUCAGCCGCAGCGCACAGAGGACCAAGAAAAUGCCUUUCGACGCAUCGAGGAUGUGCACAACUAUGCCAAGCUGCAGGACUACAGUAGCGACACCGAGGAGGAGGAGGACGACGAUGAGGAGCUCGAUGAAGAAGGGGAGGACGAGGAGGAAGAGCAGGAGAUCCAGGUUGAGUUACCGGUGCAGCAGGAAAUAACACGCAUUCGUCGCGAGGCCGACGAAGAGCAUGUGGACGUGGAUGUUGUAACAGUGCCGCAGCUGGAUCAGGAUCGCCAUCAAGUACAGCCGCAGCAGCUCCAGGAGGAUCAGCCGGCAGACAACAUCCGACCGGAGCACCAUGCCCGCCGCCCCAUGAACGCAUUCCUCAUCUUCUGCAAGCGACAUCGCGGCAUUGUCAAGGAGCGGUACAAGACCCUCGAGAACCGUGCCAUCACUAAGAUACUGGGCGACUGGUGGGCCGCACUUGACGAGCAAGAAAAACACUGCUUCACGGAUCUGGCGCAACAGAACAAGGACGCCUUCUUUAAUGCCAAUCCUAACUUCAAGUGGUACAAACUGCCCGCUCCGCCUCUGCGAACGUUGGCAACCCGUCCCAGCAAUGUGGCUACUGGUUUGUUUAUACCCAGCGAGGAUCAGACACAGCAGCAGGUGCGGACCGCACUGCAACUGCAGUGGGCAGAGCGAAGCGAGAUGCCACGUGCUCUGCUGCGUCGCAACUACUUUAAGCUGGCGGAUGAAACGCAGAUGGGCGAGCUGAGCUCCCUAUUACAAGUCCAAGUACAGGAGAAAGACUACGCCCUGCAGCAGGUGCUCAGCGAGACCAGUCAGUUUCUAUCCGCCCACAUGCCAGGAGGCAAUCCGAAUGGGAAUGGCAAUAAGCGCUCCUUGCCGGACAGCAACUCGAGCAAUUCCAGCGAGGAGGAGGCGGUCAGCGGUGGCUCUCCCACCAAGAAGGCCAAAUCAUCACGCUCCUGCAAAGGCAAGAUAUACCAGGAGCUAGUCAACUCUGGACAACUCGCCGCCAUAGCUAAGAAGAGCAAGGCCCGUUCACCGCCCGCAGGACAUUUGGGUGGAAACUUUGUAGACCUUCCCCUAGAUGCGGGGCCAAAUACACCGCCCGUUUCACCGCCAGAACGCCAAAACAGAAGUCCUGAUUCCAUUCAGAAGCAUCCGCGGAGCCUUUCCGAGUCUAGCAACAGUGGUUUUUUCGAUCUCGAGGAGAAGAUCAAGGAGCUGCCGGCCCUCAGCUUGGAUGCGUACCUGCAGCGCAAGCGUAGCACCAAAAAGAAGAAGAAAUUUAGCGGCAGUAAGAAACAGAGGAAUUCAAACAGCAACAGUUGCGGAUCAGUGGUGUCCAAUUCAGCACCUGCUGCGGCAAAAGGAGCUAUCACUGCAGCCAGCGAGCAUAUGGUAAGGAUUAAACAGCAGCAACAGCAACUGCAGGCUGUGGGCAGCCAGCGGCGCAAGGCGCGCAAAGAAAGCAUCACGCGCCGCGAUGUCAGCGCCAUCGAGCAGGAAGUGGCCUCCAUUCUGCCAUUGACCAUCAACGGCAGCUACUACUUUAACCAGAGUGGUGCCCCAAAGGCGGUGAAUGCCUCUGUAACCUCGUCGUCGACCUCGCCACCACUGUCUUCGAACUCCUCGUCGUCAUCCUCGUCACUAUCCUCGCAGCCGGCCUUUGACGUGACCUCCUCUACCUCAGAUCUACUCAUUCUGGCCGAAGUGGCCGCCAACCGCACUGAAUUCACCAAGUCCAACUAGCGCCAGCCGCAUCACCAUCACCACCAGCACCACUUGCUGGCCAGCAUGACCAAAUAGUUAGCCCCAAUCCAAAUAGCAAACUGCAAGAAUGUCGAAGUUGAAAAACAUAUAUUCACAAAUAUCUCAUCCUCCUUUAAAUUCUGUUAAAAUGUUCGAAAUAUCUCAUUUUUAAACCUUGGAAGAAGAAAAGUGCGUACCUUAAAAGCUAAUCAUAUCAACUGUUAAAGCAGGAAAGCCCAAAACUUAUUUCUUUUUAACAAUUGUAAACUAUAUAUUUACAUUUUUAAAUGAUUUUCGGGCUAACAUUAUAAGCAUAUUCCAAAUAUUUAAUUUCUAAACCCGUUAAACGUGGAUUAUUUUAUAAUUUUUUGAUGCAUUUUCUCUUUAACAAUUUUGAAUGGAAUAUUCUCUUUAAUGAAAAAAAAUGUCAAUUGCAAACUCUGCACUCUUGCACCCUCGAUACUUACAAUGCUUUAAGCUUUUUGCUGGUGGUGCCACAUGGAGAUGGAAAACAGACAUUCGUUGAUCUACAAUUUAGUCAAUAAUAUUAUGUAAAAACAGAAAAGCUAAAGGUAAUCCGAAAGAGAGUCGCGGAGGUAGCGAAUUAUGUAUUGUUUGUUAUGAUGGCGGCAGGAUAAACCCCGCGUCAGUUUCACACGCAUA
Drosophila suzukii is the source of this 3389-nucleotide messenger RNA. It is a transcript of the gene bbx, whose product is annotated as bobby sox. Gene Ontology annotation, biological process: regulation of transcription by RNA polymerase II. NCBI's taxonomy places the organism in Eukaryota, Metazoa, Arthropoda, Insecta, Diptera, Drosophilidae. Gene Ontology annotation, cellular component: nucleus. Gene Ontology annotation, molecular function: DNA-binding transcription factor activity, RNA polymerase II-specific; RNA polymerase II transcription regulatory region sequence-specific DNA binding. The record is from RefSeq and is a predicted model, not a curated record.